Molecule: messenger RNA, 2939 nt
Organism: Stegodyphus dumicola
Lineage: Eukaryota; Metazoa; Arthropoda; Arachnida; Araneae; Eresidae
Product: immunomodulatory peroxidase-like
Biological process (GO): response to oxidative stress
Molecular function (GO): peroxidase activity; heme binding
Source: RefSeq, a predicted model, not a curated record
CGUUAUUUAGUCUUUGUCCUUGAAAAGUAUCUUCAGUUGAUAUUCAAGUGGAGAAAAUUUCACCUCAGAGCGAUAUCCACUUUUCUCGUUACAUAAACCAUAAUUAUCUCAAAUUGCCACCUGUAGAAGCGAUUAAUUGCAUGUCGAUAUAACUUUCCAUGUGACUGAGAAAAUUCUUUGGAGGUGUAAUUGGAAUUGUAGGCAAUCAUGGCUAUGAUGUUGGGUGAAACUAUGCAGUCACAUGACUAAGAACGUCAGUCCGGCUUUGCAAAUGAAUAUUGGAAUAGAACAGUGAUUGUGUAUUAUAUUUAUUAAUCUAUGUAUCUUGCUUCUGGUCUUAAGAUAACGUUCUUGUUCCACAUUUCAGUCAAUUUCCUUACGGCAUUUAAAGCAUAAAAUACUGUAAAAGUUUUUAACUCGGAAGAAAAAACUUAGGAAGGUUUGCAAGGGAAUAUAUUUGCUUUGGAGAUGGAGUCUUUGGAAUUGUGUCAGCCAUUGAUACGGAAAAACGACGAAUUAACAUAUUACCAAAAGCUGAAAAAGGUUCUCCCAACGUUGACAUCCGAAAAAAUAAUACGAUAUAUGCUCUUGCUAUGGUUACUACUGAGCAUUACAAUGAUAAUGGCGUUGCAUUAUGUGAUUUCAAAUAAAAUAGACGAAACAGAUGGAAUUACAUCGGAAAUCGUCUAUGAUAUAUAUAGUUUUAAUGGAAGUGAGAAAGAGAGAAAACAGUUUCUACAGGAAUGGGGAAAAGCGAAGUCGCUACUGUUGGAAGAGAAAAAGAUAUUAGAUUAUGUACAUCAAAAACAUGAACCUUCGUAUAACAUGUCUUCGUUUGAUGAAUGGCAAAAUUUAUUAAGAAAUGGUUCGAAGCCUGAUGUCUCCCUUCAAAUACAAGAUUGUGCUUUUAUACUAGAACACAUCAAAAGAAAAUUCAAGCGUUGUGUCAGCUUAGAUGUGAUACCAGACGAGUGCAGAAAUGUAAUAUUGCCUCCAAUACAAUGCGAACCAAACAAGCGUUAUAGAAAUAUCGAUGGAAGUUGCAACAAUCUUGCCAAUCCACGCUGGGGAAUGUAUGGUGCAUCAUUUCUUAGACAUCAGAAAGCUCAUUACGCAGAUGAUGUUGCUCAUCUUCGGCAGUCCAUACAUGGAGUUCCACUUCCUAAUGCUCGGGUACUAUCAAAUAAACUCUCUUCGCGCAAGACUCUAUCAGAUGCAAAUACGACCAUGCUUUUGAUGAAUUUUGGUCUCUUAAUUGAUCACGAUGUUGUUAGAUCGGCUCCAGCAGCAGGUGCUAUUUUAGGUUGCUGCAGUCCUGACGUCCUUCGCCAUCCCCUAUGCUUGGAAAUAGAAAUUGAAGAUUCUGACAAUUUUUACGCCCCGCUAAAUGUGUCUUGCUUGAACUUCGUUAGAGACGGCCCAGCUAUAGGAAUUUGUCCAGGACUCCGGGAGCAAAGAAAUCUCAUGACAUCGUUCAUUGAUGGUUCUGCAAUAUAUGGACCUACCUUGGAGGAAACUAAUCGACUUCGAACGUUUAGUGGCGGAAAACUUCGUGCAUCUAUAAUUGGAAAUACUCCGUUACUGCAUAUCAAUGAAAAUUCUGGAAAAACCUGUUACACAAGAAAUUUCCCUUAUAAAUGUUUUUCGUCUGGAGACAUCCGUGUCAAUAUGCAUCUUGAGCUAAUGACUAUGCACACAAUAUGGUCCCGUGAGCAUAACCGUUUGACUGACGAACUGCAAAAAUUGAAUCCUACUUGGUCCGAUGAAAAAUUGUUUCAAGAAGCCAGAAGAAUUGCCAUAGCUGAAAUACAACUGAUUACUUACCGAGAAUUUUUGCCAGAGAUACUUGGAAAUAAAGAGAUGGAAAAGCACAAUUUACAAAUAAAAGAAAACGAACCGUUUGAUGGAUAUGAUGAAACUGUUGAUGCAGGUAUAUAUAAUGUAUUCUCAACAGCUGCUUUCAGAUUCGGGCAUACCCUUGUUCAAAGUAUCUUGGAGUUCAGAGGGCCAGACCAUAAAUUGAGAAGCAAAAUUCCUUUACAUAAAACUUAUAUGAAUCCAAGCAUUCUCUACAAAUGUGGAUUGGAUCAUGUUACGCUGGGUAUGGCUUCUCAAAGAACGCAUCAAGUAGAGCCUUAUACUACGACAGAGGUUCGAGGAAGAUUGUUACAGCAUUACUUUGAGAAUCAUGGUCAUGAUUUAACUGCAAUGUCGAUUCAGAGAGGAAGAGAUCACGGUUUACCUUCUUAUACAAAAUGGCGCAAAUAUUGUGGUUUAUCAGAGGUAAACACAUGGGAAGAUCUUUAUGAAAUUAUGACUAAGAAUCGAGUUGAUGACCUGAGAGAAAUGUACAUGUCUGUUGAGGACAUCGAUCUCAUUCCUGGGGCAUUAGGAGAACAUCAUGAGAAGGGAUCAUUACUUGGCCCUACUUAUCUUUGUCUCAUUAGCAAGCAAUUCCAGAACCUUCGAAGAGGAGACCGCUUCUGGUUCGAAAAUCAGAAACAAGCUGGAUCAUUUACGAAAGAGCAACUGAAAGAAAUUUACAAAACCAGUUUUGCUAGAGUACUUUGUGAUACAUCAGAUGCACUGAUGACAAUUCAGAAGUUUCCAUUCCUUGUGACUUCCGAUAGAAAUCCAGUCAAGAAGUGUAAAGAUUUCCCUAGCAUGAAUCUGUCGUUGUGGAAAUAGAUGCAUUAAAAGAACUGUGAGGAGUAUUCGCUAAUGGAAGAUUUUUCUCGUUCAGACAAAUUCUUCAGAUUGUGCAUAGGAAAGAAUGAUAUUUUCCUUUUAAAAUACUACGGUUAUUCAUCGGCCAUGUUUGAAAAUAUGCUGCAAAGAUGUCGAUGGACUCAAGUACAAAUAACAGCUAAUAUUUCAAAGCAAUAUUUCCAUAUCAAAGAUAUUAAAGAAGAAAGAGGAAUAAAAGUCUGAAUUUGAAA